AUGCCUCGCGCCCCUCGCCUUGCUGCGUCCACCGACCAUUCUCCCUCUCCCUCCGCUUCCACCGCUGCGCCGGCGAGUGGUAACUCCUCUCUCCUCCUUCUCCCCGCGUCUCGUACGCUUGGCGCCUCGCCGGGGAUGGUGACCGUCCCUCCCCUCCCCUCCCUUGCCGCCGAUGGCCGACAGGUGAGAAUCUCGCUUCGUCCAGCCUUUCCUCGUGCACGCGGCGUCGGUCGGGCGAACGUGCCUCCUCACUCUGCCUCUUGUCCCACCGUCUCGGUUGGCGCGGAGAGCGUGACUCUCCCCUCUGUCUACCCUCCUGCUGCCCAUGCGGCUCCGGGGAGCGAGGUUCCCCAAGCCGCCUUCCUCCGCGUGUCUGCUGACGAUCAGCCCAGCGCCAUUCCUCAUCCUGCCUCUCUCCGCGCUGCUCCGUUCGCUGUUGCAGCCCUUCCGUCGUGGUGUGCGCUCGACUCCUCCUCCUCCACGUGA
Messenger RNA from Closterium sp. Naga37s-1, 486 nucleotides. Lineage: Eukaryota; Viridiplantae; Streptophyta; Zygnematophyceae; Desmidiales; Closteriaceae. The record is from the annotation of a GenBank genome assembly.